UGUAAAAGAUUUAGUGGUCAUUGAAAAUGCCAGAACUUCUAACUUAUUAGUGUCCAGAGACUAUGCUGCAGUGUGCUGACUUUAGUUAAACACGUUUAGUGCGAUAAAGGAAGCAGGAGAGCAUUUUAAUCUCAUUACUGCACUGGUGACAUGUGAACAGAGAUUUGAUGAGAUUAAGCUCAAACAAAACCCAAACUCUCUCUCUCUCUCUCUCUCUCUCUCUCUCUCAUGCAUACACACUUUAGCUGUAACAGAGUACCAGAACUUCACAUCAGAGCGCAAUUGUAUCUUCGGCAGCAUCGCUUUGUGUCUUCGUAAUGGAAGAAGCCCUUAUUUUGAGGUUAAUGCGGUUGUCCUACUUUCAGCAGCCUUGGGUUUACCAUGGGGCAGCAAUUUCCUGUUUUGGGAUCGUGAGCUCAUCGCCAGUCGUUUAAAGCAUUGAAGCACAACGCGCCACCAUUCGCAGCGAUGGCCGCAGCCGCAGUGGAGCUGAUGGGAUUCUUCUUGGGCAUCAUUGGCAUGGUCGGUAACUUGACGGCCACCCUGCUGCCCUACUGGGAAUUCUCGGCCCACAUCGGGUCCAACAUCGUCACGGCUGUGAAAAACGUGAAGGGCCUGUGGAUGGCCUGCGUCCAACAGAGCACCGGUGCCUUCCAAUGCGAGACCUACAGCACCAUCCUUGGCCUCUCCACCGACCUGCAGGUGGCCCGAGCCAUGAUGGUCAUCUCGGUGAUCUUAUCCGUCCUAGCCAUUGCCGUGUCCAGCAUUGGGAUGCAGUGCACCGUGUGCAUGGACGGCUCCGCCGCUAAAACAAAUGUAGCCGGAGCCGGAGGGUGCCUGUUUUUAACCGCCGGUCUCCUGUCGCUCAUUCCAGUUUCCUGGAGGACCAAUGAAGUCGUGCAGACUUUCUACCAGUACACCAUACAUGAGAGUCUGAAGUCCGAGAUCGGAGACUGCCUGUACGUCGGAAUCGCUUCGUCUCUGAUGUCGCUGAUAGGCGGAGGACUGCUAAGCAUGUCCUUCUGCAGUAAUCUAGAUUCACACAGAGGGUUCAGGCGCCAUGGUGUGGGUUACCCGUAUCCAGAACGCGUGGAAAAACGUGCCGCGCCCCAAGCCGCAACACACACAAUGCCUUACCAGACUACGGCUACACUGCAGAGCGCGAUCAACAUGAAUCCCACCAACAGGAACCAGACCUUGAUUAGUCAGAUCAGUAGCAGUAGUCACUCCAGUGCUGGAGUCAGAGACUCCAGGACUCCGGCACGCCAGAAAACCACAGCUAGCUAUGAUGUUACGGGAAAACAGAAGUAUUAUGGCUGACAUUUUCUCCGGUAUAUUUUUGUUCCUGCUGAGAGAACGAUUUGGGAAACAGUGGGUCGUGACUGUAAGCGAAACAAAUCAAUACCAGGUCAAUCGACCCAUGGAGCCUUGCAAAAGCGAGUGUGUAAACACCUAGAGCUAAUGUUUCACAUUAACGGUUUACUACGGCUGUAAAAGCGUACUUAAAGAUGAACUCUUGCAGGAUUUUUCAUUUUGUAUGGUUACGUAUUUGACACACGGACUGGUUUUUCUUUCUUAACUGACACCAAAAAUACACAUCAAUUAAAAAGAUUUAAAACGUUACAUGCAAAAGAAAUUAGAAACAUGUGCAGGAUUCAUGGAGCCUUAAUGGUGUUAGAGAGAGCACUGAUCGGAUGUCUGAUUUCUUUUUUUUUUUUAGUUGAAAACACAAACUUCUAUUAAAGUUAUUAUAUUUAAUAAUGAGUUGUUGCAAUUUGAAAGCUUGAAAUAUCAUUGUACACACUAAAACAACAAGUCUAAUAUUCAUCGAGUUUGAUUGGCGCAUUUAUUAAAGAAUUAAGCCAAAUGGAUCAAGUCAUCUUAAAAGUCUGGAUAACUCUUAACUCUGAGCAGCACAUCACUCCACCUGUAUGUUUGGCCUGGGUCAAUGAUUUACAGCAGGAGCAGCAUCGACUGGAAUCACCUCCAUCGAUUUUGGCGCUGUGAGAAAGUUAUGUUCCUGCACCAGAGUGCAAAGGGGUGUUCAAACAUACAGAGUAGUGUUUUAGAAAUGUGUCUAAUGCACUCCUGUCUCAAUGUAAACAAACACCUGCACCAAUAGAUAUUAAUUAGAAAAGAUAAAGUGAAUAUUUUUACUGGGAUUAGUUCAUAUUUUCACUUUGGCUGAAAUAACAGCGCUGAAGUGGUAUAAGUGAAUUUUAACACGCUGGAGUGGUUUUAAGACAAAACUUCAUCU
Clarias gariepinus (North African catfish) is the source of this 2257-nucleotide messenger RNA. RefSeq names its product claudin 2 (gene cldn2). Bases 469 to 1320 code for a protein of 283 amino acids. Gene Ontology annotation, biological process: cell adhesion; bicellular tight junction assembly. Gene Ontology annotation, molecular function: structural molecule activity. Lineage: Eukaryota; Metazoa; Chordata; Actinopteri; Siluriformes; Clariidae. The transcript has 4 exons. The record is from RefSeq and is a predicted model, not a curated record. Gene Ontology annotation, cellular component: bicellular tight junction; plasma membrane.